ACCAUGAACGACGAGUGCAUCAAUUCCAGUGCCAUCGAACUACCGGCACAUCUUUUGCAGAGGCAGAUCGAGUUGGCAUCGAACGCUAAACGUGAUCCGGAGACGUCCUGUGGUACCGUGGUAGGUGGGGACUGGAAAGGGCAGUCGACAGCGAAACUAACGGAAUCAUUUUGGAACGCUUUCGAUACACUUGCUGCACAAAUAGCUACAAGUGCACAAGGACUUGGCACAUUUGAAGAGACUCAAUUCAAAACUAUAAGUGAGAAAACCUGCCGAGAUCUUCCUCAUAUUGAAGUGGGCUUGGGUGUGAAGAAAGGCAGCAUGCCUAGUCAACUUGGUGCCUUUGGUAAUAGCACCACUCGUACAAAGUUGAGUGAUGUACGCGAGACCCUAUUAGAAGAAUUGAGUCAGAUGGUCAGUGGGCACGUGGAUAUACUGGCGGCUUACGACAUGGGGCGUGCGCAAAAGAGGUUAAAGGAACUGCAAGCGUACACGCGCAAGGAUAUUGGCCGCCAAAGCAAUGCGAGGAGUGAUAUAUCAACGACCGCAGCAAACGAAAGCUCCGAAUCGCAGAACAAGAAAACAUUAACUGACGAGGAGGGGUACACAACCGCGGAUAAUAAAGUUGCGGCAGGUGCUGGUGGCAGAGCGGUUUGUCUGGGGGAUUUCCCAACAGUUGCGCCAGCCAAGAAAAAGUUCGCCUUCAAAAGCAGGACCCGAGUAGCUACGAACACCAACUCGGAUAUCCCCAAAGUAUCUGUGACGACAAGCUCAGAGUACAAACAUGCAGAAUCAACCGCACCUGCAGCACAACCCAUAAAAUCGCUUAACGAUACGCGUUUUGAGACAGACAUCAAUGCAACCACGGACAAAACGUACUCAGUCACGAGAACAAAAAUUGCAAAAACAGAUCAAGUGUCUAUCAAUGUGCAGUGGGGCGAGGGUCGGGAGAUCAGUUUAAGCGGGGAUGAGCUAUCCGGAGAAGUUUGCUUAUCACACCUCCGAGAUUGUACGGUUUACCUAAAUGGCCGAGUCUCUACCCUGCGAGUGCGCGACGUUGUGGGGUGCCGAAUAUACACUGGAGUUGUAACGCAAUCGGUGAUGGUAUUCGACACAAAGGACAGCACUGUACAAACGGCUUGCGGGCAGCUCAGAAUUCACGACACGAUCAAGACCGACUUCUUCCUGUUAUUAACCAGCCACCCCAUCAUCGAGGAUUGCAGCGAGCUGCGAUUUGGUAGGUACACCUACGAUUUUGAGGGCAACGAAGCGGACAUCGAGGAACGCGCGUUCGAUCGGAAUAGUACAUUAUGGAGAGAGGUUUUGGACUUCAAAUGGCAGCAUCCGGGAAAGCCUUCCCCUAAUUGGAAACUAUACGCAGACACGGAAUCUUAAUAGUCAUUAAAAUAUAUUCUUCU
Molecule: messenger RNA, 1418 nt
Organism: Sphaeroforma arctica JP610
Lineage: Eukaryota; Ichthyosporea; Ichthyophonida
Exons: 5
Coding region: 4-1395 (463 amino acids)
Biological process (GO): post-chaperonin tubulin folding pathway; tubulin complex assembly
Cellular component (GO): cytoplasm
Source: RefSeq, a predicted model, not a curated record